AGCAGAUACGCGGGAGUGAGAAAAAACUUACUAUUAUCAAAACGAAGGCUUCGAAAUGUUAAAAUCUGAAUUCCAACAUCAGUUUUGGGUAACGAAAAAGGCCGUUCAAAGAAAACUUGGUACAAAGGAGGAUGAAAAUAUCGUAUCGUCGGAUGGGGAGCUUGACUCGAAGAUAGAACUAUUCCGAUCGGUGGCCGAGAGCUGCAACAAGCUGUACCGCAUCAUUGACCAGUACCAGGAGCGGGUAUGCAUUCUAGCGCAGGAGGAAAACUCGUUGGGAAAAUUCCUACGAGAAGUUAGCAAAGAAAGCCCUACGACCGGUAAGAUGAUGUCCACUACCGGCAAAGCGAUUUCGUAUUGUGGCCAACAGCGUAUUGCCGUUCGAGUACCGUUGCUGCGACUGCACCACGAUGUGCAAACGUUCAAGGGGCGCGCAAUAGCGGACACCCACCAUACGAUACAAUUGAUGGAGAAGGAACGAACCGAGUACAGGGCGGCAUUAAGCUGGAUGAAAUCGGUCAGCAUACAACUGGAUCCGGACACAGGCCGUGGCCUAGAAAAGUUUCGAAAAGCCCAGCGACACGUGAAGGGCGCGAAGACAAAGUUUGAUAAAUAUACACUCGACUGUUUGGAAAAGAUUGACCUCCUAGCGGCAGCGCGAUGUAACAUGUUUUCACAUGCACUCGUUGGAUAUCAGAAUGCCAUCCUUCAGUUCGCCAAGAAAACAGACGAAACUUAUAAAAAUACACUGAAAAGCUUGGCAAAAGAUCCUCACUAUAAUUUCUCUAUACUAAAGGAACUCACGCAGGCAAAUCCGGACGAGGAGGAAAAAGAAGAAUGUCCUAAGGUUGCAAAAAGGGAAAGUCACGACCAAGCUGAUGACGACCAAAUGCUUUUCUUUAAGGAUGAAUACAAGGACGAUGUUGAACCACAGGCUCAAAAGCAAAAAUCUCCAAAAGAGAAGAUUUUAAAAGACGUAGCGUUGGAAAUUGAUUCACUUCUUUCCGGUGUACCGGAUCUUAGUGAUGGGGGUGCUGUUGAGCAUAAGAAUGUCCCAGAUGGCAGCGCUGUGGAUCUGCUUGGACUGAGUUUGGACGAUGAAUUUUCCGACUUCAUGUCCACUCCGGCACCAUUUUUGCCUUCAACCCUUCUCACGAAUUGCAGCCUCAUCAACUCAGGCCUGGACUUUGAAGCGACAAUGCCACCUGCGGACAGGACGGCACUAUUUCUGCACGAUGAACAACCGAGUACUGGGGAAACAGCUGGUGCAGGCGCAAAAUCAUCCGAAAAAGCGUCGGAUAUCUUCAAUAGUUUGUUGAACAGUUUUUCCAAACAAAGCGCCGCCAGCACAGUGUCAUGCGGGAAGGUGGCAAGCGAGGAAAAGAACUCGAGAAUUUCUAAGACGACGACUAAAGAUCUCAGUGGAUGGUACCAACUUUUCGCCGAACUGGACCCUCUUUCCAAUCCAGAUGCAAUUCCGUCCAAGUCGGACGCGCCACAAAACAGUAUGUCGGCUUGAAAUUGUGUACGGGAACAACGGAAGGACGAGGAGAAUGCAUACAGAGCUGUGUUCUGCUAUUGUUUUCGCUUUUGUUCAAUGUCUAUCGUUUUCCGUGUUAUCCACAAAAGCCCGCAUUACAGCGGUUGCAAAAUGGUUAAGGGCGUAUAUUUAAUUAUUAUUCCAUGAUAAAU
Molecule: messenger RNA, 1692 nt
Organism: Anopheles coustani
Lineage: Eukaryota; Metazoa; Arthropoda; Insecta; Diptera; Culicidae
Gene: ICA69
Product: islet cell autoantigen 1
Exons: 4
Coding region: 56-1519 (487 amino acids)
Biological process (GO): regulation of transport
Cellular component (GO): Golgi apparatus
Molecular function (GO): protein domain specific binding
Source: RefSeq, a predicted model, not a curated record